This is a messenger RNA of Neofelis nebulosa (Clouded leopard), 1301 nucleotides long. RefSeq names its product HUWE1 associated protein modifying stress responses 2 (gene HAPSTR2). The transcript has a single exon. NCBI's taxonomy places the organism in Eukaryota, Metazoa, Chordata, Mammalia, Carnivora, Felidae. The record is from RefSeq and is a predicted model, not a curated record. Bases 106 to 948 code for a protein of 280 amino acids.
UGAGGCGGAGGUGGAGGAGCGGGAGCGGGAGCGGGAGCAGGAGCAAGAGCGAGGCGGAGCAGGCGGCGGCGGUGGAGGAGAAGAGCGGCCAGGAGGAGGAGGAGGAUGGAGGAGCAGCCGAAGGAGGGCGAGGCCGAGGUCGCGGAGCACUGGUUCUCCAAGUGGGAACGCCAGUGCUUGGCCGAGGCCGAGCAGGAGGAGCAGCUGCCCCCGGAGGUGGAGGACGAGGCGGCCGCCGAGGCAGCGGGGCUCAAGAGCGAGCAGCAGAGGCUGUGGCACCUCUUCCAGAUCUCUGCCACCGCCGUGGCCCAGCUCUACAAGGAUCCCGGCUGCCAACAGCCAGGACUGUCCGUGUGGGACCCCUUCCAGAACGCGGCCAUGGCCGUGACCAGUCUGUACAAAGAGAGCGGGGACGCCCACCAACGAAGUUUUGACCUGGGCGUCCAGGUUGGCUACCAGCGUCGCAUCAAAGACGUGCUGGAGUGGGUGAAGAAGGGCCGGAGCACCAUCCCCCGCGAAGACCUCAUUAGCUUCCUGUGCGGCAAAGUGCCCCCCGCCCCGCCCCCGCCGCGCACCCCCAGGACGCCCCCGAAGCCGCCCGCCUCGGCCACCGGCCCGGCCGCCGCCACCGAUGCCAGCCCGGCCGUCGAGGUCGACCUGCAGCCUUUCCACGAGGCCAUCGCCCUGCAUGGCCUCAGCGGUGCCAUGGCCAGCAUCAGCGUGCGAGCCGGUGCACCCGGGUCCCCGCCCCAGGCCAGCGGUGUCGCCGGCAGCGUGGCCGGCGGCGGGCGCCGGAAAAGCAGCCUCCUCGAGGACGACUCGAACCCCUUCAACGCCGAAGAACUGGCCCUCCGCCUGGACAGCGGGGGGACCCGCAAGCGCCCCUCGGCCCAGUGCAGUGACAGUGUCACGGGCUCCCCAACCCACAAGCGCAACCGACUGUUCUGAACGGCGUCGUUGGCCACCAGCCGCCAUCUUACUUGAGCAUUAACCCGACUGUCAACGUGCUCGGCGAAAGGACACUCGCGACCGUCUCUUUCUUCUCCAAGUUCAACAGAGAUUUCUGCCAAGUACGCCGUAAAGAAACUUUUAAAGUACUCUACAAGAGGCCUCGGAUGACUCUGACUUUCCCAAACAUCUAAUCCUAGCAGAGAACAAGUAUUAUGUAGUCGUUUAGCAAGAUCAGAAGAAACCAGAAAUAUUUGGUCAGAGCGGGAGCCUGGUUUAUCUUGUUCACAGUUAUAUUCCUUAGCACCGAGUACAGUUGCUGGUGCUCAAUAAAUGUUUGUUGAGUGAAUAAA